AUACCUCAUUCUCUCAUACCAAUUUGUAGUAGAACUGUGUAAAUUAAGCAAACAUAUUUUACAAAAAAUGGAACCAAACAAUUGUUCCAACAAACAAACAAAAGAGCUAUUAGAUGCAGUUGGUUUUAUAUGGAACCAUAGUUUAUCGUUCCUAAAUUCCAUGGCUCUAAAGUGUGCCAUUCAACUAGGCAUCUCAGAUGCCAUCAAAAAACAUGGCAAACCCAUGACUCUUGAUGACUUAACUACCUCCCUUUCGAUCCCCCUUAACAAGGCUUCGUCCUUGCAUCAAAUGAUGCGUCUUCUUGUUCACAACAAUUUCUACACUUCCCAAAUUUUAUCGACUACUGGAGAACAAGUAUACGACCUUACCCUAAACUCCGAACUCCUUUUAAAAGAUCACCCUCUUACUCAUGCACCCUUAGCCCUAAUAGGGAUAACUCCACAAUUAACUGAACCAUCUCAUAAUUUUGCUAGUUGGUUUCAAAGUCAUGACCAAUCUUGUGAGUCUUCUUUUCACGUGGCUCAAGGCAUGCAUUUGUACAAAGGCAUGCCUAGUGAUGCCAAACUCAAUGACUUGUUUAACCUAGCCAUGGCUAGUGACUCUCGAUUGAUUUCGAGCUUGUUGCUGGUUAAUGAUGAGUUCAAACGCCUAGUCCAUGGCAUUGAAUCCAUCGUUGAUGUUGGUGGUGGUACCGGUACUAUGGUUAAGGCCAUUGCUGAGGCUUUUCCUGAGAUGAAUUGUAUCUUGUUUGAUCAACCACAUGUUGUCAACAAUUUAGAGCAGCCAAAUGAAACAAGGAACUUGAGUUAUGUUGCUGGUGACAUGUUCAAAGCUAUACCUCAAGCUAAUGUCGUCUUACUCAAGUGGAUAUUGCAUAAUUGGAGCGAUGAAAAUUGCAUAAAAAUACUUGAAAAGUGUAAAGAAGCAAUUCCAAGUAGAGAGAAAGGAGGAAAGUUGUUGACCAUAGAUAUGGUCGUCGGAAUCCCAACUGACGAUGAAAAUCACACGAAAUCUCAAUUUCUUGCGGAUAUUCAAAUGUCGUAUCUCUUUGGUGGAAAAGAAAGAACUGAACAACAAUGGAAAAUUCUCUUUGAUAAGGCUGGUUUUUGUGACUACGUCAUUUUACCAAUUUUAGGGUCGAGGUCUGUUAUCGAGGUUUUUCCUGCAUAACAAUAUUUUGAGUUGAUGAUGGUAUCUACGUUGUGUGUGAUUGUUCUUUGAUAAAGUUUUAUGGGUGUGUAACAAGUUUUUGGUUACGUACAUUAAGUUUGCACUUGUGUGUUCUUUUUAUCAUGUUUCGCAAUUUUUUUUUUUCCAAACUUACACGAUCGAUAUUCGUGUUUACAUUUGUAUGCUGUUAUUUUACUUUAAAUAGUAUAAUUCUAAGUGGAAUGAAGAUGGGA
This is a messenger RNA of Chenopodium quinoa (quinoa), 1404 nucleotides long. Its product is annotated as trans-resveratrol di-O-methyltransferase-like. Bases 68 to 1171 code for a protein of 367 amino acids. The record is from RefSeq and is a predicted model, not a curated record. Gene Ontology annotation, molecular function: protein dimerization activity; S-adenosylmethionine-dependent methyltransferase activity; O-methyltransferase activity. Lineage: Eukaryota; Viridiplantae; Streptophyta; Magnoliopsida; Caryophyllales; Amaranthaceae. The transcript is spliced from 2 exons. Gene Ontology annotation, biological process: methylation.